UCGGUGAACCUCAGGGGCGGGAGCUCGAUGAGUGGCAGGUGCCAGACCAAUGCCGCGCUGGGAACAGGGGGGCGGAGACCGGGGGUGCGGUCUCCCCAGCCCAGCCGGAUCCUGCAGGGUCUAAACCCGCCGCUGAUGCGCGGCUCCCCUAUGGCUUGCCUCAGGGUGCGGGGAUUUCUGUCCGGCGCCCCACAUGGUCCUCAAAGGUUCCGCAGUGUGGUUCGACCCUCCGCACGGGGGAUGCUGCUGCGGCCUGAUUGCCCUGCUGGCUCCGCCGGGACGGGCGGCAGCUCUGGGCCCGGCGGGCAGGGAUCGCGCCCCUGGCCAGCGGGGCGUCUGGGGAGCCAGGCGCGGGCAUCGGGCACACGUCGCCCACCGCUGACCCUGCCCGGAGUUUCCCGCCAACCUCGGCGAAGGGGAGGGAGGCCGGCGCGCAGACCCGGGCUGUACCGCCCACUCCGGCGGGGGCGCCGGUUCCUUAUUUACCGCGGUCCUACCCUGCACUCCCCGGCCGGACGAGUGAGCCGCGAGCGACUUACCGAACCUGGGGCGCCACAGAUGCGGGCCCGGGGAGGGGAGAGCGCCGCGGUCCUCAGACCGCUCCGUGCCUCCCACCAACGCCGGGGCGCCACGCAGAACGCGGACCGAGGAACGGAUGCUGGCGGAGCGACUGUGACCGCGAGUCCACAGGCCUCGCCCGAGGAGCCGCCAGGCGAGCCUAAUGCCUCAAUUGCGCGGUGGGGGAACCGCACGACCCCGGUCCUGCCCGUCCUGUCUUCCCGUCACGCACGCUGCACAUCGCUCUUAACUGAGCACCAAGCCGAACGAGGCAUCGUCCCAGGGGCUGAGACUGGGGCAGCGGUGGGGAGCAAUUCCGGAGGGUCGGUGAGCUGGAGAAACGUUAGCGCGUUACCCUUGCUAAGGAGCGGCCGGGUGGCAGAGGGCGCGAGGCGUGCAGGGGCAGCCAGGGCAGGCCACCGGGCAGGCGGCGCGGCACGGGCGGGCCCGAGGGAAGCUCGGGAAGGACGCGGGCCGGGAUCCGAGCCCAGAGGCUGCCAGGUGCGCUCCCGGGGCUGGGGACGGGAGCGCGCGGUGUGGUGCGGCCGGAAAGGACACCCAGAGGGAAAGACAAGCAGAAGGCCUGGGGGGCUGCGCACUCCCGGACCCGGGCUGUGAGGGGUUCCUGAGCUGCUGAGUGAGGCUGGGGCCCGUCUGCUGUGCUGGAGACCCCUGACUGACUGCAGCUCGUGAAGCCGACUGUCCAGGGGUAAAUGCGGCCCGAGGGAGGACCCUCAUCUCUAAUAUUCCUUAGAAAACUCUCCGCUUGGUUUUUCACUCACCAGUAGGACGACGACUUUGCGGUCAGAAAAUGCAAGUCAUAGCACCAGUCAGGGCUGUUUGACUUUAGGCCACCCCGUCUUCUAACCGCGGGGUGCCUCAGUUUCCUCAUCUGCAAACUGGGAGUUUAUAACCACUGCACAAGAGCAUAGUACGGUUAAGUGAGCCAAUCAGGUUUCUCAUCUGAGGGGAAAAGGGAGGCCGGGAAUUCACCCAGGCUUUCUAAAAGCUUAGCUGCCCGGGCCUGGGUCCGACCCCUAGACAUUGACUCUCCUUGCUCGGGGAAGAACAGUGAGUCAGUCUUGAAUAUCUCACACCCUACAUUCAGUCCAUCAUCUCAUCCAUAGGGUUCCCCUCUUUUACAACUGUUAACUUUGAAUUAACAUUGUAUGUAUAGAGAAUCUGGAAAGGUAAUAUAGAGAAUCCCCCUACACUUCUCACCAGGUUCCCCAAAUAUUAGCAUCUUACAGAAUCAUGGCUAUGGUAUCAGAGGCAGGAAUCUAACUUCAGACGGGCACCUAGGUUGCUUCCAUUUCUUGGCUAUUGUAAAUAAUGCUGCGAUAAACAUACGGGUGCAUCU
Manis javanica (Malayan pangolin) is the source of this 1918-nucleotide messenger RNA. RefSeq lists its product as uncharacterized. The record is from RefSeq and is a predicted model, not a curated record. NCBI's taxonomy places the organism in Eukaryota, Metazoa, Chordata, Mammalia, Pholidota, Manidae.